UUUUGGAUGGUAGCUAACUUCAUUAUCUAAUAGGGCUGUUUAUGAGGAACUCGGGAAAUAUGGGGACCUACAGAAUCAGGUUUUGUACCGUGAGCGUGUUGAGGAACUAGAACCAAGUAUACGGUACUGUCUACACAAACUUGGUGAGUCAAAUUUACAAACUUCUGAACUCAUGCACAUUGGUGAAAUGGAAGGACCUGCACUUGAUCUUUUCAAAGCUAAACUAGAGGCAAGUUUAGUUGUUUCAGAGGUUAAGCUAUGAAUAAUGUUGUAUCCUGAUCUAUUUAUGGUCAUCUCCUUUUUAAUAGUGGUUAGAUUAUAUUUGCUUCUUAUCUGUAAAAUUGGAAAAGAAUUUCCAGACUUUUGUUACAUUACUUGCCAUUUAUCUCAUGUCUCGCUUUAUCUCGAUUUGCAGGCUGUUAUGGCUGAGGCAAGAUCUCAGCAGGCUGCAUCUAUGACAGAAUUUCAUUGGCUUGGUCAUAAAUUUCCAAUUUCUAAUGCGAAGACACGUGUUUCCAUAUUGAAAGGAUCGUGCAGCUGAGUUGGAGCUAGUGCAGAAGUUAAUGGAUGAAAUUCGAAUUCUUUUGGCAUGUAUUUCACAUACCAUGAUCCCAUGAAGAAUUUUGAUAGGACUAGGGUUAACGGUGCGGUUGCUAAACUUAUUAAAGUGAAGGAUGGCUUCACAAUGACUGCCUUAGAGGAUGCUGCAGGAGAAAAUUGUUUAAUAUUAUAGUAGACACAGAAAAUACUGGAAAGCAACUUCUUCAAAAUGGUGAUCUCCGAAGAAGAGUUACACAGUUAUCCAUCUAAACCAAAUUCAAUCCCAAAAUGCUUCUGUUAGAUUGGUUGGCAAGGGGAAUGCAGAAGUGGCUCUGUCUUUGGUUGGAUAUGAUCAGGAACUGAAGCGUGCUAUGGAAUAUGUAUUUGGUUCAACAUUUGUUUGCAAAACUAUUGAUGCAACGAGGGAGGGGUGGUGGUGAUCUAUUAAGGCAACUUCAUGCUUUGGCAGAGGUUGAAUCCAAACUUUCUAUUCAUCAGAAGAGAUUAUCUGAAAUUGAAGCUGAGGUGCUGGUGGUGGAAGGAAUGUGAGUGCUCGUAAGGAAAAUGGAGUCAGUAAUAGCAUGGAGAGAGGUUUUAAGCCCUCCCUGUCAGUUCCAGAAAAAACAAAAAAUAAUGCGAACCCUCAUGUCACAAAAUCUUCUACCAUUUCAGUCAAUGGGCCCACACAUGUUCCUUAUGGCAGUUCCAGUCAUGAACGUGGCACCCAAUCAUCUGCAGGUGUUUACUCCUCUACUUCAGAUCCUGUGGUGGUGGCACCUCUCGGUUCCCAGAUCCCCAGCAUGGGGGCGAUCAAAUGUGAAAUAAACAGCCAAAGAAUUGCUGCAGAAUCUGGUGCCUUUAACCCAUCUGGGAAAAGAUCGAGUAAGCUAAAAGAAUCCCAGAUUCUUGAAAAGAAUCAGCCGUUGGAGCCUUCCGAAGUGGUUGCAUCUGAAGCUCCAACUUUGGCAGUGGAAGCUGUUUUUCAGUCACUUCCUGAUGUCUCCUUUUUGGAGGAAGCUACUUCAAAGGUUGAUAUGAAGCUAGAGAAGUUAAAUAUUUCUACUCGUCAGCCUGUUAUUUUCCCAGACCACCUCCAAGUUCCUGAAGAUUUUAAGAAUGGAUUGAUUUUUGGAAGUUUGGAUGCUACUUUUGAAGAGAGUGUAGCAUAUGUUGAUGGCACUGAUGACAUGAAGAGCUCUAUGCCUGCUAUCGAAUCGUUUGAGGGGAAUGACAAGGUUGCUAAGGAAACUUUUUCCAGCAAUCCAAUUGUAUUCUCAACUGCUCACGAAGGAGAUUAUCCUAACGAUCCACAUUCUCCGCCACAUGAGCCUGACAAUUCGUCACCUGUGAAAAACAGCGUUUCAUCUGGUACUGCUCCGGAAUUUGAGCAGUCCAAGCAAGAGAAUAUGUUGCGUCAAGUAGGACCUCAGUACCCCUUUGUUCACACUGCCCCAAGCUAUGGUUUUCCUUACAUUCAACCCAUGCUAGGGAGCCAGCUUGUACAAUGUGAGGGAUCUGAGAUACAGAGUGGGAAUUCGUCAGUUUCAUCUACAUCAGAUUCAAAGGCAACUGCUACUCAACCAAUUGGACAGAGUUCUAUACCCAUAUCUCCUCCACCAUUUCCCGUUUUCCGGCAACCUUAUCCUGUCAACUACUUUCCAUUUGGCGCCUAUUUUCCACCAUUUUAUUUGGCAGCAAAUGCACCACAAUUUUUAGGCCACAGUGGGUUCCCUCAACAGCCAUCAACUGGCAAUGUAUAUCUAUCACCCAUAGUAGCAGCUGCAGCAGGCCCCGGGGUUAAAUUCAGUGUUCCACAGAAUAAGGCAGGACAUAAUGCUGGAAAUUUGACCCAUUUCGGAAUUCCGUCUGGCUUUGGCUCAUAUAACCCUAGUCUAGCUGUGAAUUCUGGAAGUUCUGCUGGUAAUGAAGAUCUUACAGCAUCUGAGUUGAAGGAGAACAGUGUGCACACAACUGUCCAGCAGGGCGAAGGUCCACUUGUGUGGUUCCCGGGCCGUGAUAUACCCAGUUUGCAUGCCAAUUCUUUCUAUAACCACAUUCCUCCGGGGCAGCAUAUUGCUUUCUCACCUCUACUGGCUGGUCAUGCACCCUCUGCGGGAAUUUAUCAUCCAGCGCAGACAAUGGCUUCUUCUUCAACUGCUCGUCCACUUUAGCAACAGUCGAAGGCUAUGUCUGGAUCCAAUGAAAAGCAGUGGGACCUCCAUUGGGGGAUUAUCAGCAGCCUCAGUGUGCAAUUAAUUGGAACUCCAGUUAUUGAUUCUGUAGUCAUUACACAAGUAUUCAUCGAGGUAAUAUUAUCUAUAUGAGAAUAUGAAGCAUUGGCCUGAUAUGAGUGUAAAUAUGAAUUGCAGCUCUGAAAAUUUAAGAGAUGUUUCUCGGGUAGGAUUAUACAAGGAAUGUUCUCAAAAUUAGUUUCUGUAGCGAAUGGUUAACUGUUUUUCGAGGUCAAAUGAACUUGGAAAGAUUGACCAGAGUAGGUGAGCGAUUCCAUUCUUUUACUUCUUUGUCUCACCUGUACAUCAAAUUUUGAUAGCAAAAAUGGAUGAUGAGCGAAACUAUUGUAAUUGCUAGAAGAGAAUUAAGAUUACAGCUUAAUUAUUAUAAGUUGACUAAAUCAGAUUCUAUUCAAUGGGGGCUUUUUUACGAGCUGAAGCCA
Messenger RNA from Camellia sinensis, 3214 nucleotides. The record is from RefSeq and is a predicted model, not a curated record. Lineage: Eukaryota; Viridiplantae; Streptophyta; Magnoliopsida; Ericales; Theaceae.